AGCCGCUGUGUAGCAGGGAUACGGCGUAGGCUGCGGGGUAAUCGACUAAAGACGGCGCGGGUGGAAGCCGAAACAACCAUAUACGGAGGGCACUAGGUAUUGUAUGUAUGUAUCCGCUUGGUCUGUGUUUGUAGAGCAAAAGAUAAGAAUUGGGCGGGGAGUAGUACGGGGAAUUCGCGUCUGCUCUAGCGGGGUGGGCCUUGUUCUGCGUCUCGCCGCUUUUGCCCAUGGCGCACUUCGUGCUGAUGCAACGGUGGCAUACGGCCUCGAGCAGCUUCCUUCACUUCGUUGCUUCAGCUGCCAUUUCACAAUGAAGGACAUUCUUAUCGGCGACAGGUACCGUGUUGACCGCAGGAUCGGCGCAGGAGGCUUCGGCCUCGUUUAUUUUGGAACCGAUCUCGAAUUGGGUGAGGAGGUCGCUAUAAAGCUUACACACGUUCGAGAUAACCCCGAGGUGCUCCGAAGCGAGAAGGAGACAUACGAGGCGCUGUCUGGGGUGGUCGGCAUCCUAUAAGUACGGUGGUUCGGGCAGGAAUGCGAUUACUAUACGCUUGUCUAUAACCUGCUUGGUCUGUCGCUUGAGCAUUUGUUUAACUAUUGCGGCCGAAAGUUUUCGCUUAAGACUAUCCUCCUUAUCGCCGACUAGGCCAUCUCCCGAAUCUAAUAUAUCUACUUAAAGGGCUUCCUCUAUCG
Messenger RNA from Thermothelomyces thermophilus ATCC 42464, 693 nucleotides. RefSeq lists its product as uncharacterized. The record is from RefSeq and is a predicted model, not a curated record. NCBI's taxonomy places the organism in Eukaryota, Fungi, Ascomycota, Sordariomycetes, Sordariales, Chaetomiaceae. Gene Ontology annotation, molecular function: ATP binding; protein kinase activity. The transcript is spliced from 3 exons. The coding region runs from base 311 to 514 and encodes 67 amino acids. Gene Ontology annotation, biological process: protein phosphorylation.